UAUUAUUUGAAUAGAUGGAUAUUGUUUGUGCUGGUUGUUUUAGUGUGUGUAUAUGUAUUAUUUGGUGAUAAAAGCAGUAAAAUGUCAGUAAUGGAAAAAAAUAAAAGACGUGUUAUAACUAAAACAUUUAUUGCUGGGGUUGAUAAAAAUGUUACACUUGAAGAACUGAAAACAUUUCUGUGUAAUGAUGAUAAAGUCCUUGAAAGAACGUUGACAUUGUCACUCUUGCUGUCAAAAUCAGGACAAUCUCUUGGCUAUGCUUUUGUGAGCAUUCCAAUUACUAAAAUAAAAAAACUCUUUAGAAAAAAUGAAAGUAAGCUACGAGGAAAAACUUUUACUCUUUUACCAAGUGAAAAUGUUCGUUUACCGAAAGGGAGUCGGUGGAAAACAGAAGAAGAUGGAGUGUAUAAAGCCACACCUCCUGUUCUUGCUACAUAUACUAAUGUUGCUAAUAACAACAAACCUAUACCAUUUUGUUAUAAUAUGAUUGACUGUGGAUCAUGUAUAUUACAAGAUAAAAAGCUGGAUUACUGUAUAGAAGGCAUUAUAGAUAGAGCUGCGAAAUGUGGAGUUGAGAAAAUUGUAUUGUAUAGUUCCAGUGUAGAAGAAGCAAGAAGGGCCAAGAGAUUAAGUAAAUUAUUUCCUGAUCUUAUUUAUUACACUGUUGAAUGUGACCCAGAGAAAGAUUUUAUUGUAGGUGGGCAAAUACUUACAGUAAAAGAAAAGAAAAUCUUUAACGAUGUUGCAGAGGACAGAAAUAUGAAAGCUUUUAAAAUAGCAUUCGAUCUAGACACCCUGAAUUCGUUUAAAAAAAAGAAAUAUGACCAUUUUCUAAAUGUUCUUAAAUAUCAGAUUAAAUGGGCUAUUGAGCUGAAGAAACCAAUAAUUAUAGAGAAUACUGGUAAAUACAUGUAUUGGAGUGGUUACAUUAGUCUCCUGCCAGGCUAUAUUGAUGAUUUAUUCAAAAUAUUUGACAGUUUUAAUGAUAAACUUCCACGAAUAGCCAUUACUUCUGAAGGUCUGCGAGAAGAACAGCUAAACCGUCUGGUUAAAAGAGGUUACUAUGUAAUUAUUACAGGAUAUUCAUGGGAUACAAAAGUACCAGUAACAUUCAUUCGUACAUGGUUAUGGAAUGUACCAGACAAAUAUUUAUGCCAAAUUCUUAUAUCAAGUGGUUCUGUUUAUCUUUCAUAUGACUUUCUAAGCACAUUUUAUGCAAAUCGGAAAAAAGUUAUGUUGUGUCAUCCAGAUGAAUAUUAUAUUUUCGAUUCAACUUCUUAUACUUCCUUGGAUCUGUUUUUAGUAUACGUUGAUGUUCCAGAUGUUUGUAAAAAUCAACCAAUCGUCAUGCCGUGCCUGGUAGAACUUGUUGCAGCCAACAUAUUCGUCAAAACACCAACAGAGUUAGCUAAAAUCACAAAAGAGAACGCUGAGAGAUUUUAUUGUUUUGAAGAAUUGCCAGAAACUUCAAGAGAAUGGAAAAAACCCUUAAAGAAAUUGAAACCUUGUGUUAGUUUAUUAACAACAUUUCAAGAACUGCCGCCAUGUGAUAAAUUAUUUUGGAUUAUAUUCUGGAUAAUUGUUUUACUGUAUAUUCAUGUAAUGUUUAUCAACCUAUACUGUCCUGAAAUUUAUAUAUUUUUAAUAUUUACCUAUAUCUGUUUUUAUUUGGUUCAAUGUAUAGUUAAAAGAAAACAUUAACUUUUGUUACCUAUGCCUACAGUUAAAGAUAUAUUAUUCAAGAGCUAUAUCGGUCUUGGCUAGGGCUGGGUAUCGAUAGUGAUUUUUACUAUCGAUAAUCGGCAAUGAAAUGUCGGUCGAUAAUCGAUAGUAUCGAAAACAAACUUAUUUUCACGGUCGUCAUCAAGACUGGAUACAGUGUAAGUUCAAAGUUCAAAACCAUACGAAGUUGCGAAAGAUCGUUUGCUCCUGUCUAAGGAGAUUUAUUUGGAAAACAUGAAUAAAACUUGUUAUAUCACGUAUAUAUACAUAAAUUGAUGUUGUUUAUUAUUAAAAUAAUGCAGCCGUGGUUCCGAAUGAAGAAAUAUCGUAAAUAAUUAUGUUAAGGGACCAAAAUGAACUUGUUCCGAUUCAAAACAUGGCAGACGAAUUCUGAAGCUUGCAAAGGGAAAUAACUCUAACUUUGUUUACACAUCCGGGUAUCUCCGAUUUAGCGAUAUUCAACAAUAAUUUCUUCAAAACUAAAGUAACGUUUCAAUGAGAGUGAAUUUAUGAAAACGGCUGUUCAAUAAGCAGUCACAAUUUUGUUAUGUGUUACAUUGAUACUUGAUAGUAAUUAAAGUGAGAGAGAGAGAGAAAUGGGGUUUAACGUCCACUCGACACAAACUAGGUCAUUUCGGGACUAACAUGGUUCAAUUUUAUUUCAAUAAUUCGCUUGCGCGUAGGGGUCUUUAGCAGUGGGAGGAAACCGGAGAACCCGGAGAAAACCCAUGAGGUUGGACAGGCGACCCUACUCCUUGUCACGUACAACCUGGGAUUCGAAACCACACCAGUCGACUCAAUGACAGACUUUAUGAUACAGCGCGCACACGCUAACCAUUCAGCCAUCCAACCCCCUUGUAAUUAAAGUGAGCGGUGUAUUAUGAUUAACUGAAAGAAAACAUUGACAUUUCAGACGCAAGAAAAAUAGACGAAGAGCGAUAAUCGAUAGUAACCCACCGCUAUUGAUAGUGCUUUUCUGGGCCGUCCAAUCGAUACUAUCGAUUUAUAUCGAUAUUUUACCCAGCCCUAGUCUUGGCGCAGAUCUUUCAUUUGGCCUCAAAUGUUAUAUAAAUCAUUAAUUAGGCAUUCAUUUACAUACCAGGCCCACAACCAUCUCUCUAGAACUUUAGUCGGGUGGUUUUGAUUUUCAACAGAUUUUAAUACAAUUGGCAGUUAAUGAUUUAAUUAAAAAUGGGAUAACCAAGACUACGUUUAUUAUCGUACCAACAGUAGAGAUGACAAUCAAGACUACACUGUUUUUCCAACGGCGAUAACUCCACUCAGAAUAUCCCCUUUUCAUUAUCUGAUUUUUAACUAUUAUAGCAAGAUCUGUCAGCGCUUAAUCUAAAUGUUACAUAAGGCAUCUUUAAACAAAGGCAGAGGAAUCGGAAAAAUAAGUAAUUAAAAAGCAGUGAGCACUGUAAAAGAUGCAUUAUGCCAGAUUUAGAUAAAGAUAUGAUCGUUCUUGUUAUAAUAGUUCAAUUUAAAUAUAGAUAACGAGAAAUGAAUAUAUUGAAAUUUUCAUUCAAAUUACUUAUUCAGAGAUAAGUUAUGUGUGUUUGAAGAUCUAUCGCAGAUUGUUUAUUAUCGUAGCCAUGGUACUUGGCAAUCAAGACUUAGUCUUGUUAGUCCAUUUUAUCGUUAAAUUUUUAAAUAUCGCAUCCUUAUCCAUUUAAAUCUCGACCAUCCGAUGGUCUAGAGAGUUGAUUAUAGGCUUGUCAUGUUAAUAAAUGCCUAAAUAACAGUUUAUAAACCAUUUGAAGCCAAAAAAAAGACCUGCAAUAGGAAAAUUUAGCUCUUACAGAAAAUAGAGACAGGAAGAUGAUAACUUUGAUCUAAAGCAGUGGACACAUUAGCGGAAUCAAUCUGCGCCAAAUUUUAUUCGGCCGAAUGGGUGGACACACUAGCCGAAUGCUUCGUCCGAUUCACCCUGUCGAUUGCAUCACCUUUCACGUCACAUGAUUAAACAUGGCGGCGUCUAUGUCGUCAAACUAUCACAUGACUUCUCGAUAUGAGUGGUGAUUGGCUAAUGAAUUCUACAUUCGGCCGAAUAAAUAUUCGGCAGAAUAUAUCAAACCUGGCUAAUGAAUUCUACAUUCGGCCGAAUAAAUAUUCGGCAGAAUAUAUCAAACCUGUUUGAUUCGGGCUAAUCAUUCGACUAGGCGACUUUCGACGCCGAUUUGAUUCGGUGUGUCCACCGCUUAAGUGACAAUGGUGAAACUUGGUGUAUAGUUUUAUUACAUCAAUACCGUGAGUAAAUUUUGUUGUAAUGAGGAUUUCCCACACCAGUUCAGCAGAGUGAUAAGGAAUUUGUUUGCUUAAUAUUUCACAAAACGAUAUAUACAUAAUUAUUGAGUGUCAUCCAUUUAUUUGUGAUUAAGGCAGACUAGACAUCAGCCAUUCUGCUGGCUUGUUAAAUUGGUAGUAAACAAGGACAAAAGUUUCUAAUUUUUUCUGUGGUAUUCAAAUAUCUUUAAUAAGAUGCAAUCAGAGAUGAUGGAGAGAUCUGGGGCCUGUUUCAUGAAAUGUUAACUAAGAUAAAAUUCAAAUUUUAGUAAUUUGAUUGGAUAAUAUUAGAUUGAUUUUAGUGCUUAUAGCCAAUCAAUAUUUGAAGUAUCUUCUAAAACUUGGAUUUUAUCUUUAAUUAAAAUUUCGUAAAACAGGCCCCUAAUAUUUAAAUUAAAUUAGUGGACACAUUAUAUCAAGAAAAUAAGUACAAUCUGAAAGUAUACAAUGUUAAGAUGAAAUAAUUUAGAAUGAUAUUUGAUUUGAUAUUUCCUAAUAUACCAAGUACUAUUGCGUUAUUUGGUGAAAUAAUUUAAAAUGGUAUUUUAGCUGUCAUAAUAAAAUGUCUACUGAUGUUGUUUUAGGUGCAAUAAUAUAAAAUUCUGUGGACUGUA
Patella vulgata (common limpet) is the source of this 4622-nucleotide messenger RNA. RefSeq lists its product as uncharacterized. NCBI's taxonomy places the organism in Eukaryota, Metazoa, Mollusca, Gastropoda, Patellidae. Bases 82 to 1701 code for a protein of 539 amino acids. The record is from RefSeq and is a predicted model, not a curated record. The transcript has 7 exons.